CCCCCUUUUCUUCUUCUUCGUCCCUCUAUGGUGGGAAUCAAUUGUUUUUGUUGUUGUUGUUUUGAAAGGUGCAAAUCAUCAUCCUCCAUUUUCGAUUCUGCGUCAAGGAUAUCCAAGGGUGGUCUUCAUCUCUGUUCACUGCUCAAUUGAUUAGGAUAUCCAAGGGUGGUCUUCUUAUCUGUUCACUGCUCAACUGAUCAGAGCUCAUAGCUGUGUUGCAGGCCAAGCUUGGAAGGCGUGCUUGACUCGUGGGAAACUUCAAGAUAUUUAUGUCUAGGUCAAUAAUGAAUCUCUUUUGUCUGACAAUGUCUGAUGGUCCUUCUAGCAUUAUUUGGUGAGUUUUGGGUGGUUCAAACCAAAAAGUGGGGAAGGGGGGUCAUUGGUCGAUAGGGUUAGCCUUGUUUGAUCAAGAACAUGGCUGCAGAUGAAGUCCCUAUUAAUGUUCAUGACCAUGGUAUUGCUCUUGAUGAGCAGAAGAAGAGAGUCAAAUGCAAUUAUUGUGGUAAAGUUGUUAGUGGCUUCAGCCGCCUUAAGUGCCACUUAGGAGGCAUAAGGGGAGAUGUAACUCCUUGUCUGGAAGUUCCAGCAUAUGUAAAGGAGUCAAUACGAAACAAGUUACUUGAAAUGAAAAGAGGAAAUUUGAGUAAGGAAGUAGGGGAGCUGUACCACCCAAAUCUGCCUUGGAAAAGGAAUUGGUGCUAUGACAUGAAUGGUGAUCAUAGCAAGCUGGAAAUCACUCAAACAGCUGGGUCCAGGAGUAAUAAGUGUGUCAAAAUGGACUCUCUAUCAGAAAACAGUGGGACGGAAUCAGUUUCUUUUCCCAAAGGAAGAAUAGGUUCAGGAGGAGCCUUCACUGGCAUAGAAGAUCCAUCACUAGGGCUGGUCCAGAAAUCUAUUGGCAGAUUCUUUUAUGAAACAGGCAUUGAUGUUUGUGUUGCCAAAUCUCCUACCUUCCAGAAUAUGAUAAAUGCCACUCUUGGUUGCGGUAAUAUUGGGUAUAAGAUUCCCAGUUGUCAGGAGUUGACAGGCUGGAUCCUUCAAAAUGAAGUGGAAGAGAUGCAACAGUAUGUGAAAGAGGUCAGGAAUUCAUGGGCAAGUACAGGUUGCAGCAUCUUAUUAGAUGGAUGGGUUGAUGGAAAGGGUCGAAACCUAGUUAAUAUUCUAGUGGACUGCCCACGGGGUGCAAUUUAUCUUCAGUCAUCUGAUAUCUCAGCUUUUGCUGGAGAUGUUGACAGAUUGCAAUUGUUCUUUGAUGAAAUUCUUGAGGAGGUUGGGGUUAAAAAUGUGGUACAAAUCAACACAUAUUCUACAUCAGCCUGUAUGGAGGCCGUAGGAAAUCAAUUAAUGGAAAAACACAGGUCAUUCUUUUGGACAGUCAGUGCAUCAUAUUGCAUAGAGCUGAUGUUGGAUAAAAUAUGUACGAUGGGUCGUAUGAGAGGGAUAUUGGAGAAUGCCAAAACCAUUACAAAAUUUAUCCAAAGCUCUGCUACAAUGAUAAAGCUACUGAGAAAGCAUACUAAUGGCUGUGACCUAGUUAAGCCCUGCAAGAUUAAAUCGGCAUUGCCUUUCUUAACUCUCGAGAAUAUUUUGUCAGAAAAGAAGAACUUAAAAAAUAUGUUUAAUUCCUCUGAUUGGAACAAUUCGACCUGGGCUUCUACAAGAGAGGGAAAAAGAGUAGUUGGUUUGGUGGCAGAUCGCUCUUUCUGGACCGGGGCUGUGGUGGUUUUGAAGGCAACUAUUCCGCUAGUGCGUGCUUUGGAUUUGAUAAAUGAUGGUGAUAGUCAAAAACUUGGUUAUAUAUAUGAAACAAUGGAUCAGGCCAAGGAAACAAUUAGAGAGGAAUUUGAAAACAAGAAAUCUCAGUACAUUCCACUUUGGAAAGCGAUAGAUGAGAUUUGGAACAAGUAUCUCCAUAGCCCUCUUCAUGCAGGAGGUUACUUUUUGAACCCAAUUCUCUACUAUUCUGGUGAUCCCUGCAUUGAUGCGGAAGUAGCUAGUGGUCUAUUGUGCUGUAUAGUCCGUAUGGCAGAAGAUCGGCGUGUUCAAGAUCUGAUGACUCUACAAUUUGAAGAAUAUCGAGCAGCCAAGGGUGCUUUUUUCCAAGCAAAUGCCAUUGACCGACGAUUGAAUAUUUCUCCAGAAAUGUGGUGGUCCAAAUAUGGAGGACACUCUCCUGAACUGCAAAAGCUUGCCAUUCGAAUCUUAAACCAGACAAGUAAUGGUGCUUCAAAAUAUGACUUGAGGAGGAGUCUGGCAGAGAAGCUGCUCACCGAGGGUACGAAUUGUGUAGAGGAACAGAGAUUGAGAGAUCUGGCAUUUGUUCAUUAUAAUCUGCAGUUGCGCAAUUUUGUCUCGGGUGGGAACAAUAACAUCUCAGUCGACGAGAUUGACCCAAUCCAUGAUUCGAUAGUGGAUGAAGAACAAGAGAUUGUGUCCCAAAAUGGUGAACCAACAUGGAGGGACUCGGAUUAUGGAGAUGCAAGCACUAGUAGAGGAGCUAUCAGUGGGGAAGGGCCUUCUAGUUUUCGACCAAGAGUAGAUAUAUGAGAAUGAUGGGGUAAGAUAAGAAGAAUGGAUAUAGCUAGCCAGUAGUUGUUUGGGAGAUAGUAAGCUUGUGUGUUUCUCUUGUAAGGGGAUGUUUUCUGUUUUGAUGUAUAUAUUUAAAAUGGGCUAUUUAAUAGCCUUUGACAUGAUAGUUCUCUGUUUAAUUUUUAGAAAUCUAGAAAGCUAUUGGCUCUGCCUAAAUUUUAAAAAUGGAAGCCCAU
Ilex paraguariensis (yerba mate) is the source of this 2765-nucleotide messenger RNA. NCBI's taxonomy places the organism in Eukaryota, Viridiplantae, Streptophyta, Magnoliopsida, Aquifoliales, Aquifoliaceae. The record is from the annotation of a GenBank genome assembly.